AUGAUCAAGGAUGUGCGAGUCCCUCUCAAGUCGGGUGGAGCAACUACAUGUCGAGGAUGUCAACAAGGGAAAAUGGUCCAAAAACCAUUUCCAAGCAACCGAGACAAGCGCAGCUACGAUACGUUUGAGCUACUUCAUCUGGACAUCUGCGGGCCCAUGGAAAAGGAUUCGCUCGGUGGCAGCAAAUAUUUGCUGCUGAUCAUCGACGAAGCCAGUGGAUGCAUGAAGGGCUUUUGUCUACGAGUGAAGUCCGAGAGUGAAGACUACAUCCGGAAAUAUAUCACCAUGGUACAGACGCAAUUCUGUAAGAAGGUCAAGUUCGUGCGACACGACGGAGCUCGCGAGUUUGCAACCAACUCGCUUCAACUGUUCUACGAAGACGAAGGCAUUGAACAGCAGACAACGGUGCCGUAUUCACAUCAAACAAACGGAACAGCAGAGCGUGCAAUUAGGACUAUUGUCACGAUCGGCCGAAGCAUGCUUCAUCAUGCCAAACUGGACAAGUGUUUCUGGGCCGAAGCAGCGAUGACGGCCAUCUACGUCAAGAAUCGACUGCCGUCACCUAAAGUCGUGCACAAGACCCCGUUUGAGAUCGUCUACAACUUGAAACCAAGCGUCAAGCACAUGCGAACAUUCGGGUGUCAGACAUACAUACUGACGCCUAAAGAGAAUCGACUCAAGUGGGAUCCAAAGGCUCGCGCUGGCAUAUUCGUGGGCUACGAAGAAGUUUCGAAGGCAUAUCGUGUUUAUGACAUCGAGGCGGGGCAGGUGGUUAUCAGCCGCGAUGUCAACUUCGACGAGUCCACCUUUGGACUUCAACUGCCGAUCACUGAUGAAGAUGUCGAUGACCUGGACUUCGAAUUGCUGGAUCUUGAUGACGAAGAGCUGCGUCAAAUGGAGUACAAGCAAACAGGCAAGCGCAAGAACCGACUCAAUGAUGAAGAUACAGCAGCUCCACGACCGCGUGCAGUGCGUCAACGACCAGGACUAGAAGAGUCAAGCGCGCCGGAAAACAACUCGUCACGCCAAGAAGAAGACGAAGAAACGAAGGAUUCUGGUGAUUCAACACCGCCUGUGUUUUGGCGUGCGAGUGCAAAUGCCGUUGAAGCAGCAGUGGACUUAUCAGAACCCUCAACAUUUGAAGCAGCAGUAAGCGGCCCUGACCAAGUGCACUGGAGAAAAGCAAUUCAUGCAGAGCUCGAGUCAAUGCGACUUCGCGGUGUGUUUCGUGCAGCCAAGCUGCCCAACGGACAACGCGCCAUUGGCACAAAAUGGGUGUUCAAGAUCAAGCGCAAGGCGGAUGGGUCAAUCGAGAAGUACAAGGCACGACUUGUGGCCAAGGGUUUCCGCCAAAAGUAUGCAUCGACUACACGGAGACGUUUUCGCCUGUGGUCAACUUUCCUGUAUGGCGUCAUGAAGGAACAAGUGUUCUGCGUGAUUCCUGAAGGCGUCGAACUUGACAUGCCAGGCUUCGACCCAUGUCUCUACAUCAAGACUUCGGACGGCCAUUGCGUGUUUAUACUGGUCUACGUGGACGACGUCUUGGUGACUGGAAGCUCGCUCGAGCUGAUUGCACACACCAAGGAAGACCUGAAGACACGCUUCGAGAUGACUGAUAGCGGCAAGUGUGCAUUUGUUCUUGGAAUUGAGCUUUUGGACGGUGAAGAUGGCAGUGUGACACUAUGUCAGCGUCGGUAUGUCGAUGAUAUCCUCAAGCGCUUUGGCAUGGAUGAUUGCAAGGCAGUCGCAAGUCCAGUCGACAUGAGCUCUCGACUUGUUUCAAGUGAUGCAACUACCAAGGUCGAUGCUCCUUUUCGCGAAGCUGUUGGUGCGUUGAUGCACCUGACCACUGCAACGCGUCCGGACAUUGCGUUUGCUGUGGGCUAUGUGUCGCGGUUCAUGAAAAAUCCCCAAGAAGAACACUGGGUUGCAGUUAAGCGUAUCUUUCGCUACCUACAAGGCACCAAGACGCAUGGAAUUUGCUACAAGCCAAGUGCAAGGAUCGACUUCCGUGGAUAUUCGGAUGCGGAUUGGGCUGGUGAUCUUACCGACCGCAAGUCAACAUCGGGGUACACGUUCACGCUACUCGGUGCGCCAGUCAGUUGGGGCAGCAAGAAGCAGCCAAGUGUUUCGUUGUCCACGAGUGAAGCCGAAUACAUCGCACUCAGCUUGGCGAUUCAAGAGGGCAAGUGGAUUCAUCGUCUGCUUUGUGAGAUCGUGAUGGCUGCCAAUGAAGAAGGACCGGAACUCAUGAUUCAUGAAGACAAUCAGUCAUUUAUCAAGAUGACGAAGAACCCAGUCAACCACGGCCGUGCCAAGCACAUUGAUAUCAAGUACCAUCACAUCCGUGAUGAGGUCAAGCGCGGUGAAGUGAAGCUCAAGUACUGUGAAACUGCGGUGAUGUUAGCGGACAUCAUGACGAAGGGACUUCAUGGACCACGCCACAAGGAGAUGACGACGGCUCUUGGGAUUCGUGAGCAUUCGGAUUGA
Messenger RNA from Peronospora matthiolae, 2490 nucleotides. Lineage: Eukaryota; Oomycota; Peronosporomycetes; Peronosporales; Peronosporaceae. The record is from the annotation of a GenBank genome assembly.